UCGGAACAAAUGAACAUUGACCAAUCGCAUCAAUACAGAAUCAAACACGUUGACUUUAAAAAAAGAAAAUAAUCCUAACUUACUAAAAGCGAAUCGUAACAUGUCCACGUUGCAACAGAUCUAACGGCCAGGAGAAGAUCUCUCGUGCUCUCUCUUCAUAUACAGAAGCCACGAUAUAUUCACUCUGUAACUGCUCCGCUCAUAUUCAAAACUGAGAGAUUUUCAGAAGAAUAUCCUUAAAGCGUUCUGCUGAUCGAUGGGCGUGGUUGAUUUGAUCACAAGGGUUGACUCAAUCUGCAAGAAGUACGAGAAGUACGAUCUCGUUAAACAGAGAGAAGAAGCUAACAUCUCGGGUGACGAUGCUUUCUCUCGUCUCUACUCCUCCUUCGAAUCUGCACUCGAAACUCUUCUCCAGAAAACGGAGGAGUUCUCGUCUGAGACGAACAGAGCGAAAGCUGUAGCGAUGAACGCGGAGAUACGAAGAACGAAAGCUCGUUUGCUCGAAGGUGUUCCGAAACUACAGAGGCUUGCUCUCAAAAGGGUUAAAGGGCUCUCACAGGAAGAGUUUGAUGCUAGAAAUGACAUGGUGUUGUCGUUGAGAGAGAAGAUUGAGUCCGUACCAGAAGGCUCUGUUCCUAUAAAUGGUUGGACUGCUUCAACAUCGUACACUAACAUCAGACUCGACACAAAUGUCUCUGAUGACAGAGUUGAUAGUGGAUAUUUCCAGCGAACUGAAGAGUCUGGUAAUUUUAAACAAGAGUACAAGAUGAGAAGAAUGAAGCAGGAUCAAGGGUUGGAUUUCAUAGCUGAAGGGUUGGAUACACUGAAGAACAUGGCUCAAGACAUCAAUGAGGAACUUGAUCGACAAGAACCACUCGUGGAUGAAAUAGAUACAAAGAUUGAUAAGGCAUCUACUGACUUGAAAAGCACCAAUGUGAAGCUCAAGGAUACGGUAACUAAGUUGAGAUCCAGCCGCAACUUCUGCAUAGACAUCAUCCUCUUAUGCAUACUCCUUGGAAUAGCUGCCUUCAUUUACAACUCGGUGAAGUGAAAGCUGGUAAUGCCGCAUCACACAAUACAUGCACACGCAUAGAAGCAUGUUCAUGCAAGUUAAGAGUCAAAUGAGCGAAGU
Brassica rapa (field mustard) is the source of this 1132-nucleotide messenger RNA. RefSeq names its product syntaxin-73. Gene Ontology annotation, molecular function: SNARE binding; SNAP receptor activity. NCBI's taxonomy places the organism in Eukaryota, Viridiplantae, Streptophyta, Magnoliopsida, Brassicales, Brassicaceae. Gene Ontology annotation, cellular component: membrane; endomembrane system; SNARE complex. Gene Ontology annotation, biological process: vesicle fusion; intracellular protein transport. The record is from RefSeq and is a predicted model, not a curated record.